This is a messenger RNA of Dermatophagoides pteronyssinus (European house dust mite), 1173 nucleotides long. Its product is annotated as palmitoyltransferase ZDHHC16. Lineage: Eukaryota; Metazoa; Arthropoda; Arachnida; Sarcoptiformes; Pyroglyphidae. Gene Ontology annotation, molecular function: palmitoyltransferase activity. The record is from RefSeq and is a predicted model, not a curated record.
CCAUUUCAUGGAAAUAAUGAAUAAAAUAUGCCCAAAUAUUCAAUCAGGCGAUUAUCACAUAAAUGGUCUUUGAUUCGGAAUCGUUGGCAACGUCAAUUCUUUGAUCGUUGCCAAUUAUGUUCAUUGUUUUUCAAAAGUCAUUUUUAUAAUAUACAUUCCAACGCAUAUUAUCUAGCCGAUACCAUUUUAGAUCCUUUAUUUUAUGCAAUCGAUCAUUAUCUUAAAUACUGUGGAACAUUAUUCGUUCUUGUUGUAUUUUUCCUCUUGUUUGCAUUCAUUUCCUUUGCCUAUAUUAUUGGAGUUCCAUAUUGGUAUCAUCGAUCACAGCCAAUUUUCUGGAUAGCCUUUACGAUUGGGCACUGGCUUUUGAUCAAUGUGAUAUGGAAUUAUUUUAAAUCACUAUAUACAUUACCUGGUUGGGCCAUUGAUAAACCGAUUAUAAUCGAAGUGACUUCAUUUUGUAAAAAAUGUUCAGCAGCUAAACCACCACGAUGCCAUCAUUGUUCGGUUUGCAACAAAUGCAUUUUAAAAAUGGAUCAUCAUUGUCCAUGGCUAAAUAAUUGCAUUGGCCAUUAUAAUCAUCGGUAUUUCUAUUUCUUUUGUGCAUACACAUGGUUGGGUACAAUUUUUGUUAUGGCUUUUGGCGUUUGGAUAGCCGUUGAUCAUUGGUUUUCUCAAUUCAGUCCGUUCGAACCCAUAUAUAUUCCAUGGUUCGAAAAGGAUUAUAUUACAGAUUCGCUAGUCAUCCGAUUUUUAUGGUUAUUCAAUCGACCAAAAUGGAAAACAAAAUUGAUGGUUUUUGAAGCCAUUAUAACAGUAUUAUUGUUUAUUCUUCUAGGUUUGUUAUUACGUUAUCACACGAUAUUGAUAACUAACGGUGAAACAUGCAUUGAACGUUAUAUUAAUCGUAAAUGUCGUCGACAUUUUCAACAAUAUAAUCGCCAUUACCAGAAUCCAUAUGAUUUUGGAUGGCGAGAAAAUUGGCGUAGAUUUUUAGGCUUUGAUCGCCAUCGACAUCCAUGGCUUCAUAUAUUAUUGCCUUCAAAUUUUGGACCAAAAAGAGAUGGUUUCACUUGGGAAACAAUCGAUGAUAAUCAUUUAAAUGAUGAAAUAUGCUAUAAGAUUAUUUAAUUUAUAUUUGCAAUGAAUAAAAUCGAAAAAUCAUUAUGGAAA